Molecule: messenger RNA, 2692 nt
Organism: Anopheles stephensi (Asian malaria mosquito)
Lineage: Eukaryota; Metazoa; Arthropoda; Insecta; Diptera; Culicidae
Product: ATP-dependent RNA helicase ddx24
Exons: 5
Coding region: 74-2596 (840 amino acids)
Cellular component (GO): nucleolus
Molecular function (GO): nucleic acid binding; RNA helicase activity; ATP binding
Source: RefSeq, a predicted model, not a curated record
AGUUUGUUUUGGUUACAUUGCAGCGGAAAAAACACGUGCGGUGCCGGCUAGUUCCCGAACUAUUCAAUUAAACAUGCAGAAACAACGGAAAUUUAAUCCCAAAAAGACACCUCACAAGUUCCAGGGGCGCAAGAAAGCCACGGACGUGUCAUGGCAGCCAGUGAAACUGAACGGGCCUGUAAUAGCCGAUGAAGGUGCCGAUUUCGGUGGCUUCGUGGGGCUCGAAAUCUUGGAGAACUAUUCCGGCGACUUUGUGCGGCAGGAGAAGAGAAAGAACAAUGAAGAGGUUGAGUUUGAUGGCAAGAAAAAGAAACCGAAACGCAAACGUUCUAUAGAUAGUGACGACGAAAGCGAUUCGGAGGAGGAGACUAGGAGCAAGAAAAAGCAAAAGAAAACUAAGAAAAAGAAGACCGGUAAGCCAAAGGAUGAGGAUUCUAGUGAAGAUGAUUCUGGGUUCGAUGAUCAACCUAAGAAAAAAGGCAAACCCAUUAAGCAAAACGUUGUCGCUCAGCCGACAAAGGAUGAUAGUGAUUCUGACGCCCACGAUGACCAAGAGGUGGCUCCAGCUUUUUCAAUGCUGCUGAAAAAACCUCCAACAGCUAAACAAUCGCAGAAAGUUCAGGACUCGGGAAAGGAGCCCGUUUCGACUGUUCCCUCAACAAGUUUAAGCUCAAAACAUGAAAAGAAAUUGAAACAAGAUGCGACUACCGAAAAGCCUGAAAAAUCCAAUGGGCGAUCGAAGGCCAGUAAAAAACCAACACAGAAAAAUGGCAAGGAGAGCAACACGAAGCCAGGAUCAGUAAACGGUGGAGCGGUACCUUAUUCUAGUGCUGAUUAUAUGGCUUGGAUACAGCUGGGCGUUUCUGAACCGAUAGUAAGAGCGCUCGCUGACAAGGGCUUCAAGGUACCGACCGAAAUCCAGAACAAAUCGCUUCCGGUUGCCAUUUACGGCCGGCGGGAUUUGCUCGGUGCUGCCGAAACGGGAAGCGGCAAAACGCUUGCAUUCGGAAUACCCAUGCUGGAAGGUAUUAUGCGAAUGAAGAAGGCCAAGCAGCAGAAUGCCGAUGAUUCGAGCGAGCACGAGUUGACACCUCCUCCGGAGGAUGUUGAUAUAACGGAGGAGGAUGAGCGGGUGUUCGCCGAGGAAGGUCGACAUUUGAACAAGCAUUGCGUGGACACGGAGAAACCGCUGUACGGGUUAAUACUAACGCCGACCCGUGAACUGGCGGUACAGAUAAACGAUCAUCUGAAGGCCGUUGCCAAGUACACGGACAUCAAUAUAGCGACCGUCUUUGGAGGAUUGGCUGCGGUGAAGCAGGAACGUUUGCUGCGCAAGUGUCCGGAAAUAGUGAUUGCUACGCCCGGGCGCUUGUGGGAGCUGAUACAGAGUGAAAAUCAUCACCUUUCCAAGGUGGCCGAUAUAAGGUUUCUAGUAAUUGAUGAAACUGACCGGAUGCUGGAAAAAGGACACUUUGAAGAACUGAAGCAACUGUUGGAGCUUAUCAACGCGAACGAAGAGGCGAAGAAAUUGCGGCGCAACUACAUCUUCUCGGCUACGCUCACCAUGGAUCACGAGAUGCCUGAACAUUUGAAAAAAAACGUAAAAAAAUCGAAAAACGUGCUCAAGCUAACUCCCGGCCAGCGUAUGGGUAAUCUGAUCGAAACAAUCGGUAUGACCGAUCCGAAGAUCGUCGAUCUCACGCAAGAUCACGGCACAGCACGUACGCUAACCGAGUCGCGCAUCCUAUGCCAGGCGGAGCAUAAAGACUUUUAUCUGUACUACUUCCUCGAUCGCCAUCCAGGCCGGACGCUCGUGUUCUGCAACUCGAUCGACUGCGUGAAGCGGCUCGUUUCGCUGUUCGACUAUCUGAACUGUGAGCCGCUUAGUCUGUUCGGUAGCAUGCAGCAGCGUCAACGGUUGAAGAAUCUGGAACGUUUCACCGCAAACCCGCGCGCUCUGCUAAUCGCGACCGAUGUGGCUGCACGCGGUCUGGACAUCCCCAACGUGGACCACGUCAUCCACUAUCAGGUUCCGAAAACAACGGAAAAUUAUGUGCACCGUUCGGGACGUACGGCGCGUGCAAGCCGCGAAGGGCUAACGGUGUUGCUGAUCGGGCCGGGCGAAGUGCGGGACUACGUUAAGCUCAAUCAGGAUCUGGGCCGUACGCAAGAUCUGCCGUUGUACCCUACGUCCGAGCGAGUGAUGAAGCAGGUAAGGGAACGAGUUUCGCUGGCUCGUCAAAUCGAGCGUAUGGAUUUGCAGCAGCGCCGCGAAACCGUGAGUCGCUCGUGGGAAGAUCAGCUGGCGAAGGAGUUUCAGAGCGAUUCGGACGUGGAUAGUGAGCAGGAGAGUAUGCGACGCUUGGAACAGACGAAGCGCAAGCGUCAGUUCAAAGCGAGACGUUUGGAGCUUAGCCAGCUGCUGGCCAAACCGAUCAUUGCCGAUCAGCUUGAGAUGAACUAUCCGUCGUUGAACGUGGGCGCUAUGCAGAGCGGACCAGUGGACCAGAAAGAUCAGUCCGCCAUUAGCCUCGUGCGCAAGGCAGAAGAACAGCGAAUGCUAGAGAAAAAGCAGCGAAAAAAUAAGAAGAAAUGAAGCUGACCGAGGGACGCAGUUUGAGGUGUGUGCGUAAAGGAAUUUUUUUCUUUCGGUAAGGUACAUAUUACAAAUUUUCAUAUUUUAAAACCGAAA